This is a messenger RNA of Fimicolochytrium jonesii, 825 nucleotides long. RefSeq lists its product as uncharacterized. Lineage: Eukaryota; Fungi; Chytridiomycota; Chytridiomycetes; Spizellomycetales; Powellomycetaceae. The transcript has a single exon. The record is from RefSeq and is a predicted model, not a curated record. Bases 40 to 393 code for a protein of 117 amino acids.
CAUAUCUUCGCGUGCUAGUCGUCCCUCAAUCCCUGGUGGAUGCAUUUACCAUCGUUUGGGGGGCGCACCAGUAGGCGCAGUCUCAGUCUCCUGCACCUGCUGCCCUCUCCUUUUGCUGCCGCGGCCGCCGCGGCCGCUGUCUCUCCUGCUCCCACUUCCUCCCCUACUCCCCCCUCCUUCUCCUUCUCCCUCUUCGGCUCCUACUCCCGCUCCCACUCCCACCCCAGAUCCAGUUCCAGCUCCAGCUUCUCUUUCUGCCCUCCUCGUACUCCUCCUCCUCCCGCUCCGGUUCCUCCUCCUGCUCCUGUUCCACCGCCCCCCGCCCGCCUAAGCGGCUGCUUACCUUACGGAAUCCCUGCGGUUCCAUCGACGGCCAAAAUCCCAUUCGAUUGACCCAUCAGCCAAGUGCUUCGACCCGCCCUGUGCGUAAACUUACCGCCAUGCGCGUCCUCUCCCAGCGCUAACCGGCGCACUUUCCAUCCAUUAUCGUCUCGUAAGCAUACCGCGUCAAACGAUAAAUGUCAUGUCAACAUCCCUCAAUAUCGCCCCCGAAUGUCGCGAUGGCCAUUCAGAGUCAGUACAUGAUGAUAUUUGCCUCCACGUCAUGUUCGCCUCUCCGCUGUUCACAGGUUUGGGCGCAGCUAAGUGGUCUCCUCUUACCCAAAGAAGUCGAAUUUUCACAUAGCAAUCGCCGCAAAACGCGAAACACGCGCGUCCAGCAACAGAAGAGUGGUGGAGGAUGAUGCGUACUGUACAGUCUGUUGCCAUAAAGCAGGUCGCACCUGGCCGUGCGCAGUCGGCCCCAGCAGUGGUUGCCUAGGACAG